UUUAAAAAUCAGUUUGUUAAUAUUAAAUAUUUGCCAUAAGUUUCAAAAAUCGAACUGAGGCAAUAAAUUCGUGUAACUAAAAUUAGCUAAAUAUUUUGCUGCUUUCAUACAGGAGGAACCCACCCCCUUGAAGAAAGUGGACUGGCUUCAAUUUUGUGCACAUGCGCAGAUUUUCUUGCUGCGCACCACGUGGGUAAAUUAAACGUGUUGAUUCUGUUUAUAGUUUUGAACAGUUUAGGAGAACCUUGAAGCUGAAUUUGUCUGUGCAAUAUGUUGUUUAACAAAGAUAACCCGUGGAGACGGCUCGAAGGAGUAUCAUUUGGUAUAUAUUCGGCUAAUGAGAUAAGGAAACUUAGUGUAAAAGCCAUAACUAAUCCGCAGUAUCUGGAUAAUAUGGGAAACCCAGCCCCAAAUGGCCUUUAUGAUUUGGCCUUGGGGCCUGCUGACUCAAAAGAAAUAUGUACUACUUGUACUCAGGACUUCCACCACUGUCCAGGCCACUUGGGGCAUAUUGAACUGCCACUACCAGUGUACAACCCUUUAUUUUUUGAUAUUUUGUACUUGCUAAUACGAGGUUCUUGCCUGAACUGUAAUAUGCUAACUUGCCCCCGGGCAGCUAUUCAUGUGUUGCUGAACCAGUUGAAACUUCUGGAAGCUGGCAUUAUCAAUGGAGUUUAUGAACUUGAAGAGACACUGGGCAGGUGUCUGGCAUCAAAUCCAAAUAUGACUGGAAAUGAGAUUCAGGAACUACUGGAUGAUUACUCUACAGACAUUCUCAAAAGAUUGCCAGUGGGAAUACAGCUCUGCAAUGUGAAAAAUAUAUGUGACUGUAAAAUUGUUUUGAUUAAACAAUUUUGGAAGAGACAAAUGACAUGCAGAAAGUGCCCUCACUGCAAUACCUCCAAGGGCGUAAUUCGGAAAGAACACAAUAGCAAAAUAACUCUGAAUUAUUCUUUUCCUGCUAAAAAAUCCUCAAAGAAAAAUCGGGGCAAAAAAAAGGAUGACAAUGAAGAUGUUGAUGAAUCAAGUUCAGCAAAACGAAGUUAUCUUACUCCUAGCACAGCAAAGCAGCAUAUAAUGGAGCUAUGGAAAAAUGAAGGUUUCUUUCUAAAAUGCCUCUUUUCAGGGAUAGAAAUCUGUUCCGGUUCCAAAGAGGGGUUUGAACCACACAUGUUUUUCUUGGAGGUUCUUGCAGUUCCUCCUUCCAGGUACCGACCAGUCAACCGACUUGGUGAUCAGAUGUACACUAAUGGACAAACAGUAAACAUGCAGGCUGUUAUGAAGGACUCUACAGUAAUCCAGAAACUGCUAUUUCUAAUAGCACAAGGCAAAGAUGAAGUCAAAGAAACUGAAAACAAAGAGAUCGAAGAACAAUCUUUAAAUGAAAAAGAUACUACAUUCCUCAUUACAAUUCCUGGACAGACAUUGUCUGAUAAGCUUUACAACUCUUGGAUUCGACUUCAGAGCCAUGUCAAUAUAGUUUUUGACAGUGACAUGGAUAAGUUGAUGACUGAUAAAUACCCUGGUAUACGACAGGUAUUAGAGAAGAAAGAAGGUCUUUUUCGAAAGCAUAUGAUGGGAAAGAGAGUUGAUUAUGCUGCUCGUUCUGUAAUAUGUCCAGAUAUGUACAUAGGAACAAAUGAAAUUGGCAUACCAAUGGUAUUUGCCACAAAACUGACAUAUCCUCAGCCAGUUACACCUUGGAAUGUGCAGGAGCUCCGACAAGCUGUGAUUAAUGGUCCUAACAUCCACCCAGGUGCUUCUAUGAUAAUUAAUGAGGAUGGAUCUCGCACAGUGCUUAGUAAUUCCAGUGUGGAACAGAGAGAAGCCAUUGCUAGACAGCUGCUCACUCCUUCCAUUGGGCAGCACAAAAUGGCAAUGAAAGUUGUGAACCGGCACAUUAAAAAUGGAGAUGUUUUGUUGCUGAAUCGACAACCAACUUUGCAUAGGCCUUCUAUUCAAGCUCACCGUGCCCGUAUCCUGCCAGGGGAAAAAGUGUUGAGAUUGCAUUAUGCCAACUGCAAAGCUUACAAUGCAGAUUUUGAUGGGGAUGAAAUGAAUGCACAUUUCCCUCAAAAUGAACUCGGAAGAGCGGAAGCCUAUAUGUUGGCAAGUACUGAUGAGCAAUAUUUGGUACCCAAGGACGGUACACCUUUAGCAGGCUUGAUUCAGGAUCACAUGAUUUCAGGGACCAGCAUGACAAUUCGAGGAUGCUUCUUCACUAGAGAUCAGUACAUGGAACUGGUAUACAGAGGACUAAUUGACAAAAGGGGGAGAGUAAAGACAUUCCCACCUGCUAUUAUGAAACCCUUUCCCAUGUGGACAGGUAAACAGGUUGUUUCCACUCUCCUUAUAAAUGUAAUUCCUGAAAACCAUAUUGCACUCAAUCUCUCUGGAAAAGCAAAAAUUCCCUUGAAGGCCUGGGUCAGGGACCAGUCUCGCCCUGUUAUUGACUAUGACUCUGAAUUCAUGAGUGAGACAAAGGUGAUAAUUCGAGGAGGAGAGCUGUUAUGUGGUGUUUUAGAUAAGGCUCACUAUGGAAGCUCACCUUAUGGACUUAUUCACUGCUGUUAUGAGCUGUAUGGUGGUGAAACAAGUGGCAAGCUUCUAACCUGUCUGGCUCGUCUUUUCACUGCAUACCUACAACUGUACAAAGGUUUUACAAUGGGUGUCGAAGACAUUCUGGUGAAAAAGAGAGCUAAUUCAAAAAGAGAGAAGAUCAUUGCUGAUUCUACAAAAUGUGGUAACAGGGCCCUUAGAGCAGCAUUUAAUCUCUCUGACUGUACUUCUGUAAUUGAGGCAAGAGAUAAAUGGGAAGAUGCCCACCUUAGUAAAGACCAGCGAGACUUCAACAUGGUGGACUUAAAAUUCAAAGAAGAAGUUAACCAAGUCAGCAACAACAUCAAUAAGGUCUGCAUGCCUCUUGGGCUACAUAGAAGGUUUCCAGAAAACAACCUCCAGAUGAUGGUGCUGUCUGGAGCUAAAGGCUCUACAGUAAAUACUAUGCAGAUUUCAUGUCUUCUUGGGCAAAUUGAGUUAGAAGGCCGCAGACCACCAUUGAUGCCUUCUGGGAAAUCUCUGCCUUGCUUCCAGCCAUAUGAUGCGACUCCUAGAGCAGGGGGCUUUGUGACAGGAAGGUUUCUGACUGGAAUUAAACCACCUGAAUUCUUUUUCCAUUGUAUGGCUGGAAGAGAGGGCCUUGUAGAUACGGCAGUUAAGACAAGUCGAUCUGGUUACUUGCAAAGGUGCAUUAUAAAACAUUUGGAAGGCCUGGUAGUACAGUAUGAUCUGAGUGUGCGAGACAGUGACGGCAGUGUGAUUCAGUUCCUGUAUGGUGAAGAUGGACUAGAUAUACCAAAAACAAAGUUCCUUCAGCCCAGUCAGUUUCCUUUUAUUAAGGACAACUUUGAGGUGAUAAAAAAAGCAAAAUGUUCUGAAGAAGCCUUAAGCAAAAUGGAUAUUUCAACCGCAUACAAACAUUGUAGGGCAGUUAAAAAGUGGAAAGCCAAACAUCAAAGUACUCUGCCUCGGAAUGGGGCUUUUCUGUUAUAUACUCAGAAACACCUCCCUUUGAUGGAAGAGCAAAGUUGCCCAGGAGAACUGAUUAAUGGCAGAAAUUCAGUAACAAUGCAGCUGCAAAAGAUGUGGUUUUUGAUGGAUGAGAAAAGUCGACAAAAGUAUCUGAAGAAGAGCUUUAGAUGUCCGGAUCCUUGUCUUUCUGUAUAUCAGCCUGAUGUUUACUUUGGUUCAGUAUCUGAAAAAUUCCUGAAUAUUGUCAGUGACUACAUAAGCAAUUGUGAGUCUCACCAAAGCGGCUCUGGCAUUUGUGAUAUUCCCUUGGACAGCCUGAAGACCCUUCUUCUUCUUAAAUGGCAGCGAUCCUUAUGUGAUCCAGGAGAGGCAGUGGGUCUUUUAGCAGCCCAAAGCAUUGGUGAGCCCUCCACUCAGAUGACGCUGAACACAUUUCACUUUGCAGGUAGAGGCGAGAUGAACGUCACCCUUGGUAUUCCCAGGCUUCGUGAAAUUCUGAUGGUCGCCAGUGGGAAUAUCAAAACACCAAUGAUGAGUGUCCCAGUAAUCAAUACCAAGAAGGCACUGAAGAAAGUUAAAAAGCUUAAGCAAACUUUGACCAGGGUUUCCUUAUCAGAGGUUCUACAUAAAGUUGAUGUCGAAGAACAUUUACAAGUGAGGAGUUCAGUUUCCAGACGCAGAGUUUACAGAAUAACUUUCCACUUUCUGCCAUAUGAGUGCUACCAAAAUGACAAGUGCUUGACUCCAAACCAGAUUCUUCACUAUAUGGAAUCUAGGUUUUUUCAUAAAUUAUUGGAUGCAGUUAAAAAGAGAACAUCAAAACUGGCUUCUUUUAAAGCCGUUAAUGUUCUUAAAGCUUCAAAAAGAGACCUGGACAUGGAUGCAGAGGACACUGGAGUCAACCUGGCCAAUGAUGCCAAUGAAGGAGACGUUGAAGAGGAAGCCCAAAUAGUUGAUGCUGUAGCAGAUGAGGGAGAUGCUGAUGCUACUGAAGCCAAGCGAAGAGAAAAACAAGAGGAAGAGGUUGAUUAUGAGAGUGAGGAAGGAGAAGAAUUAAAUGAAAAUGAUGACGACCAAGAGGAAGGUGCUGCAGAAGUGAUUCAGGAAGAUAAAGUUUUAUCUGCUGAAAAUGCUACCACCCAGGAUGAUUGGGAGUAUGGUACCCCACUUGCUAAGACUGAUAAAAAAAUGAAUACGGCUUUCUUGAAUGAAGAGAGGAUUAAUGCAGUUCUUGGCAUUAAUUCGGCAAUUGAGAGUUAUGCAUAUGACACCAAAGAGAGUCUCUGGUGUGAGAUUACAUUGAAGCUUCCUCUUAUGAAAGGGUACUUUGAUAUCACUUCACUUGUGGUGUCCCUGUCUAAUACUUGUGUGGUGCAAGAAACCAAAGGACUUAACCGCUGUUUACUGAAUGAAGUGACCAAUAAUAAAGGAGAGAGAGAGUUUAUGUUAAAUACUGAAGGUAUCAACCUGCCUGAGCUGUUUAUCUACAGUGAUAUUCUUGACCUAAACCGCCUGUACUCAAAUGAUAUACAUGCCAUGGCCAACACUUAUGGAAUUGAAGUUGCAAUGAGAGUUAUUGAAAAAGAGAUUAAGGAUGUAUUUGCUGUUUAUGGUAUUCAAGUGGAUCCUCGUCAUUUGUCAUUGGUUGCAGAUUAUAUGUGCUUUGAAGGAACUUAUAAACCUCUGAAUCGAUUAGGGAUUCAAUCAAACUCCUCCCCGCUACAACAGAUGACCUUUGAAACAAGUUAUAAAUUCCUUAAAGAAGCUGCUAUGUUGGGAGCGAGUGAUGAGUUGAAGUCUCCAUCUGCGUGUCUUGUUGUUGGGAAAGUUGUGAAAGGAGGCACUGGACUAUUUGACUUAAAACAGCCCCUCAAAUAUAGUUGAAUCUUAUGGACUCUGAAUUCAGUGCAUGAAAAUAUAAUGUAUACAUUUACACAAUGUAAGAAUAUUUUUUGAGUGUUGCCGCUUUGGCUUGCUGAUGUAAAAGGAAUAUUUAAAUCUUGGACUGUAGAGCUAAAAAAUUUUUUUUGUUGUUGUUGAAAGGUUGGAAAUAUAAGUUUCCACUAAUUGUAAAUUGUAUUUACCAGAAUUUGGUAUAUUUAUAGGGAAAAAUUAAAUAUCUAAAAUAUUUUAUGUCAAAAUCUAUUUAUUUAAAUAGGUAUCAUGCAUAUUACAGAUGAAAAUGGUGUUUGCAAUACAAAUUCAUCAAUGUGCAGUAGUUUCUUCAGAAUAUAAAAGCAGUAUUUGACUUUUGACCAUUGAUUUAAGCAGACUUUAUCUGAGUAAUUAUUUUUUGACUAAGCCAAAACAACCACAUGAUACUUUGUUACUCGGGUUGUGUUAAAUUUCAGAUAUUUAUAGGGCAGACUGCAGUUUUGAUAGCAAAUGACUAAUUAGUUUGAAUUUGACCCUUAUUUUUGUUUGAUAUACCCCUCCACAUUGGUCAUUGCUUGCCCCACACCUAAAGAAAACAAACAUCUCUUUGGAGAAAAUGGGUCAUGGAGAAAAACAUUCCCUCUGAUUUAGAGCCAUUUAUUGUACUCCCAUUUGCUUCAUACUUUCCUUUAAAUUGCUGCAGUGCAAGUCGUUUAUCAUAGUGCGGUGAACAAAUAAUAUAAGAGAUUAGCUAUUGAGUGAUCAGACUGUGUACUCUUCAUUGCUCAUUUUACCUAGUUAUCCUGAUGUCAUAAAAAUUGCAGAUGAUAAUGGAGACUGGACACACCUUUGGAGUUCUUCUCCAGUCUUACAUUGAUAUGACAGUGUUGUGUUCACAUUCUCGCUGUGAUAAAACUUGGAGCAGUUUUCAUGCAGCACCAGCAUUUUGUUUUUUUUUUUUUUUUUUUGCUGUACAUCAUAUUUUUGUAACACUUCACAUAUAACACUAUUACCAAGUCAUAGGCCGCCUUCAUAUCUAUAGAACAUAUGUAGACAGGAUUGGCAAACUCCCAUAACUUUCCACGCAGCAUUGAAAUUGCACAUCAGCCAAGGUCCCAAAAUGUUCUAAUGAAUUAAGUAUUUUUGGUUUAACUGCAUCCAUCCUUGUCAUAAAGCAGCUAAGCAAUUUGUUUAAUGCUGCUUUAAAACACAGAAAUGAGAAGACAUGUGCCAGGUUCUGGAUUUUUUUCACAUGUAUUCUGUGGAGCUUCUGCUUGGUAGGCAAGUGACAGUACGACAGUUUGGAGCAGAUUAAACCUUGUACAUUUUUUUUUUUAAGUCUACUAGGGGGCUUCGCUCACCCACUCCUGUGUUUGGUUUACCGGAUAUACAA
Molecule: messenger RNA, 6799 nt
Organism: Polypterus senegalus (gray bichir)
Lineage: Eukaryota; Metazoa; Chordata; Cladistia; Polypteriformes; Polypteridae
Gene: polr1a
Product: RNA polymerase I subunit A
Exons: 34
Coding region: 271-5415 (1714 amino acids)
Biological process (GO): DNA-templated transcription
Cellular component (GO): RNA polymerase I complex
Molecular function (GO): DNA binding; DNA-directed RNA polymerase activity
Source: RefSeq, a predicted model, not a curated record